UAUAUUUAUAUGCGUUAUCUGUAAAUGAGGAGAGAACUCUCUACUGGGACUUUCGGAGUAGGUUAAGAUUAUAUCCGCUCUGCUGCGAGUCAGCUGUCGAAAAGGGUUCCAAUUUUUUUUGUUGAAACAACCAAAUUAGAAAUAGGAACUUUUGGCAUCGACCCUUGAAAAACGCGCCGAAGCAAGAUGAGGAGGUUAAUAAUGAGCCUAUUCGAACGCCCUUUGGCACAGCUGGGCAGAAGGAAUCUACAAACUCUGCCCGUGGCGGCGGCGGCUAGACAGUUGCAUGGCCCCAGUGUGGACAGCAUCGAGCCACGCCCACUUUGUAUGGAGAGCACAGGCGCCGAGAAGCAGCCGCCACAGACCUUACGCUGGGGCAUUGCGCCCGUUAAUCUCAUGACCGAAGACUUUGCAACAGCCCUAAGCGUCCUGCCCGCCCAACGGCACAGCAUCACCUCCUGCAUGGACGCGUAUCGAUCGCAGGCGACCUCAUUCGCCAACAAGCACCGUGUGCCCAAGAUUUACACCAGCUUCGAGGAUCUGGCACGUUGCCCAGAUGUGGACGCCGUUUACAUAUCACCGCUGAACGCAAUGCAUUGUGAACUGUGUCACCUGAUGCUCAACCAUGACAAGCACGUGCUGUGCGAGCAGCCGCUGGGCAUGACUGAGCAGCAGGUGGUGGAGCUGGUUGGCAAGGCUAGGGCCCGCGGCUUGUUUCUAAUGGAGGGUAUUUGGCCGCGCUGCAUACCCGCCUACCAUAUUCUGCGGCAUGAGAUCAUGCGCUGUAAGCUGGGCAGGAUCUUCGCAGUGGACUGCACAUUGGGUUGGCAGCUGCCCGUCGCUUCGCCCAAGGCGGCGGAAUACGCAGGCGUGGCCAAGGAUUUGGCACCUUACGGCAUUCAACUGGCGCUCUGGAUCUAUCGAGAGGUGCCGCAGCAGCUGAGGGUACUGGGAAAGCUCAAUCGCGAUGGCAUUGAUGUAGCAGCCGACAUAGAUCUGAUCUUUAAGGGCAAUCGGAGAGCUCGAUUGGUGCUCAGCGCCGAGCAGAAUCUCCAGAACACGGCCACCAUACGUGGCACCAAGGGCAGCGCGAUCAUGAACAGUCUGUGGUGUCCCACGGAAUUGAGAUUCGAGAAUAGGGACUUCCAGUUCGAAUUGCCCGUUGCGGAACGGUCUACGCACUUCAACAAUCGCAUCGCCUUGUGCUACGAGGCAGAGGAAAUGCGCAGCUGCAUACUGGCCGGUCUUACGGAGAGUAGCCUCUUUAAUCACGACGAGAGUCGCCUUAUGGUCCACUUGACCAGCCAAAUAAAGGAGAUGCUUGAGGAAGAUGACCAGCACGCAGCGUUCCAGCAAAAGCAGGCAGUUGGCUAAUUUUCGCAAACUUAUUCCCAUUUU
Molecule: messenger RNA, 1398 nt
Organism: Drosophila novamexicana
Lineage: Eukaryota; Metazoa; Arthropoda; Insecta; Diptera; Drosophilidae
Product: trans-1,2-dihydrobenzene-1,2-diol dehydrogenase
Exons: 4
Coding region: 187-1374 (395 amino acids)
Molecular function (GO): nucleotide binding
Source: RefSeq, a predicted model, not a curated record